UGUUUUGGGCUCUGCAUCUCGGUGUUGUUUUUGACUGGCGUUGAGCGUUAUUGCUCUUCAGAGUGGACCAGGAAGGGCCACCAACCACAAGACUUAGAGAGUCCUGGAGGCUCUCUUGAGCUCAUAGAGAAUGAGAUAGCAUUAAAAACGCCUCAAACCAUUGUCUUGAAGAAGGGUUCAGCCGAUUCGUACACGAGCAGACCUUCGGAUUCCGACCUGUCAGCGGAGGAGGACCGCGAGGCGUAUCGGCGUGAAGCCGAACGCCAGGCCCAGCUGCAGCUCGAGAGAGCCAAGUCCAAACCUGUAGCGUUCGCAGUGAAGACGAAUGUGAAUUAUUGCGGGGCUCUAGAUGAGGACUGUCCUGUUCAGGGUGCUGCCAUAAACUUUGAAGCCAAAGACUUUCUGCACAUUAAAGAGAAGUACAAUAAUGACUGGUGGAUCGGAAGGCUGGUGAAAGAGGGGGCCGACAUCAGCUUCAUACCCAGCCCCCUCCGACUGGAGGCCAUGAGACUCAAACAGGAGCAAAAACAACAGAGGAAAAGUGGUAACUCCUCCUCAAGCCUAGGCGACAUGGUAUCAGGAGGUUGGAGAUCCACGCCGCCAUCUGCAGCCAAACAGAAGUUAAAGCAGACUGAAGUCAUUCCUCCGUACGAUGUGGUGCCGUCCAUGAGGCCUGUGGUUCUGGUUGGGCCUUCACUGAAGGGCUAUGAGGUGACAGAUAUGAUGCAGAAAGCUCUGUUUGACUUUCUCAAACAUCGCUUUGAUGGACGGAUUUCUAUUACCCGGGUAACCGCUGACCUUUCUUUAGCCAAGAGACCGGUUUUCAACAAGAGACCUAACACACGGACCAGUUUGGCAGAGGUACAGAGUGAGAUCGAAAGAAUAUUUGAGUUGGCCAAAACCCUUCAACUGGUGAUUCUGGAUGCGGACACCAUUAACCAUCCAACACAGCUAGCUAAAACCUCGCUAGCUCCCAUUAUAGUCUAUGUCAAGGUCACAUCUCCGAAAGUCCUACAGCGGUUGAUAAAGUCGAGGGGUAAAUCACAGAGCAAACACCUCAAUGUUCAGAUGAUGGCUGCAGAUAAACUGGUUCAGUGUCCCCCUGAGAUGUUUGAUGUCAUUUUGGACGAGAACCAGUUGGAGGACGCCUGUGAGCACCUCGCUGAAUAUCUGGAGGUUUACUGGCGUGCCACUCAUCUGCCAGGCACCGCCCCUCUUAACCCCCUAUUGGAGCAAAAUCUGAUGACCCCACCCUCGGCAAUCUCCAGUCUUCAGAACCAGCAGUUGUCGCCCGCCGGGGGUGGAGGGGGAGUGGAGGAGGAGGAGCAGGGGGAGCAGGACAGCCUCAUGCCCUCCGACGAGGCCAGUGACUCUCGCUCCCUCCGCCGAGGCGGCUCUAGCUCCCUGCACCCCCCGGAGGACGAGGAAGAAGAGGAGGAGGAGGAGGAGGAAGAAGAGGAAGAUGAUUACGAACCCCAACGCCACUCUAACCCCUACCGGGACGUGUACCCGCCAAACCGUAACCAACCCGGUGGCAUCAACAGCACUAACGGACACGAGUCACGGGACCGACUCCUGCAGCAGCGAGACUCGCAGGACGGACACAACCAACGGAACAACCGUCAGCGCGUGAGAGCCUGGCCGCGGGACAACUACUGACCGUCCCCCUGCAGGAGUCCGGAAGAGAGGGUUGGGUCGUGAAUCGGGGGGAUGGGGAUUGGUGAGGAAAUGGAAACGCACAAUGUGUGUGUAUGUGUGUUGGUGGAUGAAGCUGCCCAUGAUUGGCGAAAAAUCUCCUGUUUUCUAAGCUUAUGUGGUCGUUAUUUUUUGAGGCAUUGCACUACAUUUGCUUUUUAAAGACAGGGCAGCUUUUCUCCUUUAAGAUCAAAUGCAUGUUCUUAUCAAAACAAUAUUUGAGCUUCCUCUGGAAACCCUUACCCCACCCGAGUCCUAUAUUACUUUAUUAUUUUGCGUAUUAUACACUCUCCCUUAACCCAAUGAGCACAGAAAGCAUUAUGGGAAAAGGAAAAGCACUUUUAUAGCAUGGGAUGUGAGUCACAAUGAAAGAUGUUGUAGCAUUUUGUUGCAUCUUACUUUUUUUUUUUUUUGCUAGUGCUCUUGUAAAUGUGAAAAUUACUCACUAUUUUUUGGUUCAUUGAUUCCCUCUAUCAUGGAGCACUCUGUAUGCACUCGUCUUAUCAAUAUCAGUUGUUUAUUGGUACAUUAUUCAGACAACUGACAUUUCAUGGUCACGUUCAUAGAUGUAGCACACAUUGGCGCUUAUACAAGCACCAUGCAAAUGUGGUAUAUGUAGGAAAGGGAUUCAGGGUUACGCUCUGCUGUCGUAGAGUAUAAAUAUUAUUGGGACUAUAGUCUGGGUUUGCACAUGAGGUGAAAUUUAACUCCAGAAUGAAGAGAAGCAGUCGAUCUUCCUGCAUUUCCGUACUGCCGCAUAAAGUAAGAACCUAAUUAGGUCAGUGUCAUCGGUUUCUUUUUCUGGGAAAUGAGAAGGACUGAAAAACUGGAUUUAUUUUAUCACCCAUCAGUGCCCAUACUCUGGCUUUUUUUUAUAGAAGUACCAUAGAUGAAGCUCACCAGUUUUGGUGUCCGUUUUGAGAUAGUCAUGUUGUUCCUCUGCGACUUGACAGUUGAAAAGUUCAGGUCUAGAUUCAUACAUUUUACCUUUUGACACAUUUGCAAGUCAUCAAUUGGUUGACCUUAUCAAAGACAGUUUAUGGCCGUGUGUCCACCAAAGCGUUUUUCCACCCGCCUGACGUAUGUUUUCAAUUGUUUUCAAUGGGAGCGCCGCGUUU
Molecule: messenger RNA, 2813 nt
Organism: Pimephales promelas (fathead minnow)
Lineage: Eukaryota; Metazoa; Chordata; Actinopteri; Cypriniformes; Leuciscidae
Source: RefSeq, a predicted model, not a curated record